UGCAUCUCUGGCACAUUGUUUUGGCGGCGCGGCAAAAUAAUGAUUGCUGUUAUCGUGUAGGCGACCGGCAAGUGUUUGAAACGACGUAAAAGAAAUAUGUUAUAAAAUAAAUAAAAAGUGUAAUAAUAAAUACUAAAAAUAAAACAAGCUAUUUUAUGCCGUAGUGUAAAACCAAUAUAAGUUAAAGUAAUUAAAUAUGUCUUCCAUAAAUAAAGACGACGAAAUGUGUGUGGUGGACAGGAGGAAACCAUGGUACAAAUAUGUAACAGUAGAACCGCCAAUGUUCCUCUACAUGAUGGCAUAUAUGAUCACAAAUGUGAUAGAGCAAACAUUCUAUGUGUUCCAAGCUUGCACGGUAAACCAUGGCUACAGUCCGGAGAUAUGCUACAACAUCAGCAGUUAUAGUGAUAUUAAUAAAGAAGUGCAGCUAACAGUAUCAACAUUCCACCAAUGGAACGGCGUUGCUGGUCACGUCGUACCUCUUCUACUUGCCUUUUUCUUAGGUUCAUACAGCGAUAAACGAGGUAGAAAAGUAAUACUCCUCGCUGGCCUUCUUGGAAAGCUAUAUUUCUCAGCAAUGAUCACAUUAAAUACCGCGAAAGCUUGGCCCGUGGAAUAUGUGAUAUACACUGCGGCACUGCCGAGUGCUCUAACCGGUGCUGACCUAGCAAUAUUCGCUGGCUGCUUCGCCUACAUUGCUGAUGUUUCUUCAUUAAAAAACAGAACAUUAAGAGUUGGCAUAUUAGAUGUAGUUUACUUGAGCACAAUGCCCACUGGAGUAGCUAUAGGUAAUUUGCUGUGGAACAAAGUGGUCAACCGAUCCUUCACCAUCAUGUUUGCAAUCAACACGUCACUUAUGGUCUUGGCAACGUUAUACACAAUUAUUUUCUUGAAAUGGCAGACAAGACCAGAACAAAAGUCCUUAGCAGAGGCUGGUGUUAAGAACCCAAUCACGGACUUCUUUGACGUCAAGAACAUUGUGCAUACUGUGACGAUACUCACACAGAGACGGCCUAACAAUCGAAGGUUAUUCCUAUGGUUCCUAUUAAUAUCGAUGGCAUUUUAUACUUUCCAAAGAGAUGAGCGGUCUGUGAUGUAUUUGUACACUAUAAAAGUGUUUCAAUGGGACACGACAUCGUUUAGUAAUUUCAGAACAUAUUUGAGCACCCUGUAUGUGAUAGCCAUGCUGUUUGGUAUACCUCUAAUGACGAAAGUACUGCGCUGGAGAGACACAGUAAUAGUAAUGUUGGGUGCAUCAGCGCAUAUUUGUGGUCACUUGGUCUAUGCCCAUGCGAAUGUAGAUAAGCUAUGGUACCUCGGUGCUACCUUCGCCGCGUUCGGCCCUUGCGUGGCGCCCCUUAUACGAUCCAUGACUUCGAAAGUACUUCCUGCAUCUGAAAGAGGUGUGGCGUACGCUUUCCUAUCAGUGAUGGAGAAUGCAGUAGCGAUGUUCGCGUCAAUCAUAUAUUCACAAUUAUACAAAGCGACAUUGGAUACGGAAUUUGUUAAUUCGAUAUUCUACCUCACUAUUUCAACUCAAGUUGUAGUUUUUACGUUAACAUUUAUCAUGGAACUUAUGUUGAAAUGCAGACCACUAGAACCUCUUUAUGAAGCAGACGAAGAAAGGAGGAUGUCAACAUCAUCAUAACACGAAAUAAAACAACAUUAAUUAAUGUUUGGAACAUUUAUAUAUUAAGUACUUCUACAAAUUGAUAUAACUUUUCAAAAUCACUGAUAAGGAACUCCAUUACAAAUUACAAUAAAACAGGUUUAAACGUUAUCAUACAUUUCCAAUUACGAAUAUGUUUUAAAGGUCAGUAUAAAGUUUAUAGACUGAUAUUACAAUAAUAAGACUUAUAUGCAUGGUGUGUAAAGCAUUCAUAAAAUAGAAAUUUGAUGCCUUGAUAUUUUGUGUAACAUUUAUAUAAUGAAUUCAGUGAUAUUUAUAAAAUGCAUUGUAUUUCUCUAUGUGAUAACUAAUUUAAAAAAAUGUAAAGAAAUCUUAUUUUAUACAUAUCUCUAAUAUUCCAUUUGAUGGAAACUAAAAUCGAAUACAUAAUAAUAUUUAUUAUACCGCUGAAUUUUUAGAUGUAAGCCUUCUUUAAGUCAUGUACUGGAUACAAGACACUACUGGUAAUCCUUUUUUUACUCCAGUAUACAUUAGGUUAAGGGACAUGAAAUCGUUGUUCUUCUAUCAUUAAUAAAUGCUGUAUUUUACA
Spodoptera litura is the source of this 2219-nucleotide messenger RNA. RefSeq names its product lysosomal proton-coupled steroid conjugate and bile acid symporter SLC46A3. Gene Ontology annotation, cellular component: membrane. Gene Ontology annotation, biological process: transmembrane transport. Gene Ontology annotation, molecular function: transmembrane transporter activity. The record is from RefSeq and is a predicted model, not a curated record. Lineage: Eukaryota; Metazoa; Arthropoda; Insecta; Lepidoptera; Noctuidae.